This is a messenger RNA of Dreissena polymorpha, 2833 nucleotides long. Its product is annotated as retinol dehydrogenase 12-like. The record is from RefSeq and is a predicted model, not a curated record. The coding region runs from base 1545 to 2561 and encodes 338 amino acids. NCBI's taxonomy places the organism in Eukaryota, Metazoa, Mollusca, Bivalvia, Myida, Dreissenidae. The transcript has 7 exons.
UUGAAUGUACUGUGUCAUGCAAUAUUGACAGCGUGUGGCCAUGGGUCAGCCAUAGCACAGUGAAUUCAUGGUAUUCUGUUCUCAAAACUAAAAUAUAGGAUUGAAACUAACUUGAACGCACUGUGUCGUGCAAUAUAGGUAGCAUGUGGCUAUGGGUCAGCCAUAGCACACAGGGCCGGAUUAAGCUGUUUCGGGGCCCAAGGCUGCAUAUGUUACGGGGGACCCAUCCCUCUAGCCCCCUUCUGUAUAUUGAAAAUCAUACUUGAUACUACAACUACAAAGAUCAGAAAACUUGCAUUUGUACACAGUUGACAGUUACAUUAUAUAUAGAGCAAAACAAGUUAAACAACUUAACUAUUUUAUUACCUGAACUUAACAUACAUGUUACAUGUAACAGAUUCCAGCCUAUAAGUCUCUUUUACGACACUUCAGCUUUGAACUGAACACGCUCGUCAACAGAAAACGCCUCAAUGUCAUCUGGUUAAGACUCCACUAGAUGCGUUGCACAUUUCCGUAGAUCAUUCAUGGUCAGGACUCAAGCUCUGUCAUGAAACCAGUUUGUGAAGACCAGAAUAUGCGCUCCGCCGCUUGGGAAGUUCAACAGUGAGACAAUCAUCUAAGCUGUAUAAUGUGUGAAUUCGAAAAUUGUCGCGUGCACUCAGCUCCGAAUUCGCAUCUGGUGUCGUACUCUCAUCACGAUAUAGUUUCUGCCGUUUCUUACGCUUAUUCGCAUCCUGCUCUUCGUUGAUUGCAACAAUCGCUUUGGCCUUCUCUUCAAUGUGAUUGUCGUCAAUUGUGUCCAGAUGUUGUCAUGACUAUACGGGCAAGUUGUUUAAUAAACAGAGAAACUAAUGGUUCUGAAUGGAUAUACAACACACAAAGAAAAUUGAUAGCACAGUAAAUAAAAGCGAACUUAACGGUUACAAUUCGACAUACAUCGGGAAACUGGUUAAAUCACACAUACGAUUUCUACUGCAUUCCCGAUAGAGUCGUUCAAUGUCGUAAUAAAGAAAGAUAAUACUAAAUGGAAACUGGCCGUAGGGGGGCCCUUGAAAAUCGGGGGCCCUUGAAAAUCGGGGGCCCAAGGCUGCAGCCGUGUUAGCCUAGUGCCGGCCCUGAUAGCACAUUGAAUUCGCAAAUAGUGUUCUCAAAACUAAACUAUAGCAAUGAAACUAAAUUUAAACCGCGUAUACUUACUUUAUAACCUCAAGUAGGGAAAUGGUCAACGGCCUUGUAGAUACAUAUCCCCGGUACAUAUCGCUCUAUAUUUUACAACACACAGUGUUUACACCACUCGGACGAUUAUACCUGAGAUCUACAAUACAUAGUUUAUUUAAAUCAAACAUAGGAGCUACACACGGAAUAAAGAAACGUGUGGGUACUACUGCAAAGCUGCAUGUUGAACUGUUGAAUGGCGUUUAAAGAAUAAGUUACACUCAGAAUGACAUUCUAUUUUAAACAAGUUAGACAGACCUAAAGGCGUAUAGAAUACGCAUAGAUUAAAGUGCAUACAUUGUAGUGAAAGUGAAAGUAGAGAAGCAGCAAUGGAUAAACUUCAGAAGUAUUCCGUAGAUGCUCACGACUUCAUGGCUACACACAGAGUGUCUGUGGCGGUUACUUUAACAACAGCUUGCGCCCUGUUUGCCUUGCGGCGCUACCUACAGGGCGGGGUUUGUCGCUCUACAGUGAAGCUCCACAACCGGACUGUCCUCAUUACUGGGGCCAACACUGGUAUUGGCAAGGAGACCGCCAGGGACCUCGCUGGAAGAGGUGCGCGCGUGAUCCUGGCCUGCCGAGAUAUGAAUCGCGCGCAAGAAGCGGCAGACGACAUUAAACGCUCAACCGGAAACUCGAACGUUGUCGUAUACAAGCUGGACCUAGCUUCACUGGAAUCCGUCCGCGACUGUGCCAAAGAGGUGCUUGAAAAGGAAGACCGGCUAGAUAUCCUUAUUAAUAAUGCAGGGAUCAUGAUGACGCCCUACUGGAAGACCAAAGACGGAUUUGAGAUGCAGCUGGGCACCAACCACCUGGGUCAUUUCCUGUUCACCAACCUGCUUUUAGACCUUGUUAAGAAGUCGGCGCCCAGUAGAAUCAUCAACGUCUCCUCACGGGCCCAUAUGCGUGGUUUAGGUCGGAUAAACUUUGAGGAUCUGAAUAGCGAGAAAGUGUACAGCCCCAUGAAUGCAUACGCCCAGAGCAAGUUGGCUAAUAUCCUCUUCACGCGGGAGCUUGACAGACGACUGAAAGGUACCGGUGUUACUGCAGUCAGCUUACAUCCGGGCGUGGUGGCCACGGAGCUUACCCGCUACAUCGAAAUCCCUAUCUACUUCCGGUUGCCAGCGUACGUGCUCUACAAUGGGCUGAUCCAGCACCUGAUGAAGACGCCGACUGCUGGCGCUCAGACCACCCUGCACUGCGCGCUCGAACCGGAAGUGGAACAACAGUCUGGAAAAUACUUCAGUGACUGCGCGGUGCUCGAACCCACAACCUUUGCUCAGGAUGAUGAAAUGGCCUCCAAGCUGUGGUCUGUUUCUGAGAAGAUGGUGGGGCUGACAAAAUAAAUGAGACCCCCUCUAUGUUUUGUAUUUAAAAAGUUUGCAUCGAUAUACCAUAUUUUUGUCGGUGAGUUCUGUGAUAUCCGGCGGUUGCUUAGUAAUCAAUAUUGUUAAACAGAAUCCAGGAAAUAGAGCGACGUUUUACAAUUUAGUUUUAAUAAAAUUUUCGUUACAUCGGAGUCCAUUGUUAACUUUGUUCAUUAAUUUUGCUUCUAUGUUAACAGUUAUUGCCGCAAUGUUUUAGAUUCAAUAAAUAAACUUCGAACUUUUGUAUUGAA